UCCAAUCCAAGUCAACAACCUCACAUUAUAUUAUUAGAUCAUCCAAUUUUCAUCACUACUCUACCUCUCUCUCAUGAACAAUAAUAUUUCCCAAACUUCCGCCGCCGGUGACACCAAAUACAGAGGUGUUCGGCGGCGUAAAUGGGGGAAAUGGGUUGCGGAAAUCCGUCUCCCAAACAGCCGAGACCGUAUAUGGCUCGGUUCUUACGACUCACCAGAGAAAGCUGCUCGAGCUUUUGAUGCUGCUCUUUUCUGCCUGCGUGGUCCUCAUGCCAAGUUUAACUUCCCUGACCAACCACUGCCUGACAUUCUUAAUGCUCAUUCACUCACUGCCCAUCAGAUUCAAGAGUUUGCUGCUAAGUUCGCUAAUGAGUAUGAGUGUCACCAAAACGACGACGUCGUUGAUGUAGCUCCUCCACCCACUACUACUACUGCUGAAGAAAAAUGUGGAAUUUCACCUUCCUCCUCUAAUUAUAACAAUAUGGAUUGGUCAUUCCUUGAUGAAAUUCACGAUCAUCACUACCCCAACCCCAACCCCCAUUCUUCUUCCUCUUCUUCCAAUUUCUUUCCUCUUUACAAUGACCAUUUUGAUAAUAUCUUAACCAAUGAUUUUUAUCAAUCUUCCACCACCAACAACAACGACGACCUUUACGAUGCUGUUUCUGGUGACGACGACGACACUUUCUCCAACCAACCCUUUCUUUGGAACUUUUAAAUCUCACCCUAAUUAUAUCAAGCAAUAUCUUUCCUAUAUAGAUAUUUUACAUCCUACUAUACUUAGGCCUUACAACUACAAGGCUCUCCCUUUUUUCUACUUUCUCUCUAAGUCUAAUUUUUUGGGGAGAAAAUCAAAUUAAAAACCCUUCAAAGAAAAGAACUUUUAUUUUUAUAAGUGUAGGGUUCUUUUUAUUUCCGGGGAAAAUGAAGAAAAAUAAACCUUUUUUUUGUUUUUUGUUUUUUUUUGUUUUUCCCCCCCCCCCCCCCUAUCAUUUUUGAGUCAUUUUGUGAAUGAUUUCGUUAAGAGAGAGAUAGAACUUGGGUAUGUGUUUUAUUGUUUUGAUCCAUUUUGGCAAAGUUUCCUUCUUUAAGUAUAUUGUGUAUUGCUGCUAUAUAAGUAUAUUGCUAUAUAUAUAGAAAGAGAAAAAUAUAUAUAUAGUGUGUGUGUGUUGUUAUGUUAUUGGACUGUCUCUAUUAGCCAA
Molecule: messenger RNA, 1199 nt
Organism: Cucumis sativus (cucumber)
Lineage: Eukaryota; Viridiplantae; Streptophyta; Magnoliopsida; Cucurbitales; Cucurbitaceae
Product: ethylene-responsive transcription factor ERF017
Exons: 1
Coding region: 74-715 (213 amino acids)
Biological process (GO): regulation of DNA-templated transcription
Molecular function (GO): DNA-binding transcription factor activity; DNA binding
Source: RefSeq, a predicted model, not a curated record